UGCGGUUAAAUUUUAAAGUCUCAAAUAUAAACAAUUUUAUUUCGGAUAAAAUAUUCCUGAUAAAGUAACCACAAUAUUUGAUUCAAGCUCGAUAUAUUUUAUGAACUUCAUUAGAUUGAGACAACGAGAACCUCCAACUGCUGAAAAUGUCGUCAACCCUGGAGGCCUCAUCAAGUUCCACCGAGAGUAGCCCGGAGAGUCCCUUGAAAUCACCUCUCCAUCCCGAAUACAAAAUCGUCUUCUUCGACCUAGAGACAACAGGACUAGAGCCCAACUGUGAGAUUCUCCAAAUAGCAGCUAAAUAUGGAUCGAGAAUGUAUCGUACUUACAUCCUUCCCACCGGACCCAUUCCUCAGAUUGUUAAAGACAUCACAGGAAUUGACAUGAAGAACAACAAAAUGUACGUUCGUGGUCGUCCAGUCACUGCUGUUCCCAAAUCAACAGCACUUUACACAUUUAUAGCAUUUCUGAAAUCUCUCGGUGGAAAAAUCAUUCUAGUCGCCCACAACUGCUUCAAGUUUGAUGGGCCAUUGCUGACUGCAAUUGUCUAUCGAGAGAAGAAGAUGACAGAGUUCCAGGAGAUGGUGAUUGGGUUCUCCGAUACUCUUCCAUUGUUCAGGGAAUAUUUACCAGGACGUCGGGAGAUUGGAAGGACUUAUGGAUUGAAGUCACUGGCUGAUGAAUUCUUGGGGGAAUCUGCUGGAGCCCAUGACGCUAUGAAUGACACCUGCAUGCUGGAACAGCUCAUCAUGCGGGACAAUAUUCCUAUCAAUGUGGAUGAUAUAAUUUUCUCUUAUGAAGGGGUUGAUGUCGUGAGUCGCAUGUUCCAUAAGAAUUGGAGGCGUUAUUGUCGCUCUCCGGAGACCUGGGAUACUUGGAAAUUAUGAAGAUAUCAUUUAGAGAAAGAAAAGUUAUUUUGAAAAAUUAUUAAAAAAGAUCUUGUCCUCGUACGACAAACGGCAGACGACAGAAAAAUCCGGAGGAAUAAUCGUAUUGAGUAUUAAAUACUCAAAUCAUUAGGUAAUCCCACAGAUGUUAAUUGCUAAAAAGUUUAUCACCUAGAAAAAUCCUCUCUCAUUUUCCCUCAAAUCACUAGUUUUCCGGAUAGUCUAAUCUGAGAAUGGCACGUCGACAAUUAACUUAUUACCACAUAAAUAAGCAUUCGCUGGAUAGAUAUGAAAUUUUUCGAGUUGAUAAGGAGAAUUUCCGGGUGGGGAUCACUCCUACGCGUGAAAGAUUUCAAUGACGCCCGUGUAUCACGAUUAUUAUGUUUUCCAAAAGAAAACCUUUGUUAAAUAAAAAAAUAUGUGUACACGCAAUAUUCCACUUCGCAUGAUAAUUUAUCCAAAAAACGUGGGAAUUUUCCAUACCGUUAUGAAGAAACUUCAUAACUUUAAUUUAUGGUCAAUCAGGAUUUAUAAGUCUGACAUAAAGUCAUGGAUUCUUCGAUAACAUCUCCUUUAUUUGUUUAUUCUUAUUUGUCUCUCGUCUAUUUAUUAUUUAUUAUUCUAUAAGACAUUUUUAUGGCGACAUUUUCUGUUUUCAAAUUAAAUUGAAGUGAAAUAAUAACAGACUGCGAUAAUAAAAUGGUUGUGGAGAUAGAAAUUACUUCAAUUUAUUUAUCGAGAUGUAAUAUUGACAGAUUGGAACAAUUCCAUGUGAAUUUGCGUCAAUUAAAAAUUGAAUAAUAACAAUCAAGUCAAUCAAUAUAUGAUAAAAAUCGAAUAUGAUCUAAGAUGCAUCAAAUAGAGACAAAUAGAAAAUAUAAAAC
Molecule: messenger RNA, 1771 nt
Organism: Fopius arisanus
Lineage: Eukaryota; Metazoa; Arthropoda; Insecta; Hymenoptera; Braconidae
Product: three prime repair exonuclease 2
Exons: 2
Coding region: 147-887 (246 amino acids)
Biological process (GO): DNA catabolic process
Cellular component (GO): cytoplasm
Molecular function (GO): 3'-5'-DNA exonuclease activity; nucleic acid binding
Source: RefSeq, a predicted model, not a curated record